This is a messenger RNA of Chaetomium fimeti, 2917 nucleotides long. Its product is annotated as glycoside hydrolase superfamily. The coding region runs from base 271 to 2661 and encodes 796 amino acids. NCBI's taxonomy places the organism in Eukaryota, Fungi, Ascomycota, Sordariomycetes, Sordariales, Chaetomiaceae. Gene Ontology annotation, cellular component: cell surface; extracellular region. The transcript has 3 exons. The record is from RefSeq and is a predicted model, not a curated record. Gene Ontology annotation, molecular function: beta-glucosidase activity. Gene Ontology annotation, biological process: glucan catabolic process.
GCCAACACGAGGUUGCAACGAGCUGGGAAUCGAGUCUGCAAAGAAUCUGCAACGUACGACAAUCACUUUUUCUAUACUCACCUCCAAAUUCCUGCGUAACCACAAAUCCCGGAUAACCACCUCGAACCGAACCGACGGCAAUGCAUUCCUAACCCACCACAUCCCAUCCGCAAAACACAUCCCACAUUCCAUCACAACCCGCCCAGCGCAGAUCACACCCAAUCCCUCCAACCAAACCGAAACCGAGAAAAAAACCAAAACCAAAAAGAAAUGCCCCGCGACCCCUCCGCAACGCGGCACCCCGACCGCGACCGCGGCGAGCGCGGGGAGCGCCGCGAGCGCCGCCACCGCCGCAACUCGUCCGCCGCGCCCGACGACGAUGCCGCCCACCAACGACGGCGGAGACGGCAUCCCAGCACAGCCAGAGGCGACCAGACUUCAGAGGAAGGGGCCGGCGGCGGGGUGCUGUCGGCGGCUGCGCUGGCGCGGCUGAAUCGCGCGAACAAUGCGGUACCACCUACUGCUGCCGCUCCUGGUGGGGGUGGUGGUGGAGCCAGGGGGGGCAGGGAUCGGACGAGGGAGCGGACGAGGGAACAAGAGCGGGAGAGGGAGCUGGAGAGGGAGGCGGAGAGGGUGAGAGAGGCGAGGAGGGAAAGGGGGAGGGAGGCGGAGAGGGAGAGGGAGAGGCAGGCGGAGAGGGAUAGGGAGUUGAGGAGGGAGCGGCGGAGGGAGCAAGAGAGGGAGAGGGAACGGGAGCGGAAUCGCCAGAGGGGGUAUGAGGUUGUGGAUGUCUCGCCGCCGAGGGAGGAUCAGAGGUAUGAUGUUGUGGAUGUUUCGCCGCCGAGGGAGGGGAGGGCGCAGAGGGGGCGGGAUAACAAGAGGAGGAGUGCGAGGGUGGUGAGCGGGCCGGUAUUAGAGGAGGGGAGGGGGGGAGGUGGUGGUGGUGGGAGGGGGUGGACGGGGUUGAGGGGCGGUGCGCAAGGGAGUGAUGGUAGUGUGACGACCACCGAAAAGGAGCUGUUAUGGAACGGGAAACCGGCGCCGUGGUACAAGCAGAAGAAAAAGCUAUGGAUCCUCAUCGGUGUCUGUACCGUGCUGCUUAUUAUCAUCAUCAUCGUGGCAGCUGUGGUGGUCCCCAAUUCUGGCGGGGGUGGGGAAAAGCGCGAUGAAGGUGGCAGCGAUAGCGAGAGCGGCCUGGGAGGGGUAUCGCCCGACAGCAUACCGAAAGGGGCCCCGUCCUGGCUGAACCCCUUUGUGUGGGAGGAUACGAACGAUUUCAACCUCACCUACACCGAUGAGACGGUCGGUGGCUUGCCCAUCAUGGGCCUCGACACGGAAUGGGAUGAUUCUGCGAAGGCCAACGACCACGUACCGGCGCUAGACAAGCCAUGGGGCGACUACGCUAAGCUGCCAGCACGAGGCGUCAAUGUGGGCGGCUGGCUCUCGCUCGAGCCCUUCAUCACGCCCUCCCUCUUCAACUACGAUCUCCGCAUGGGCAUCGUCGACGAAUACCACCUCUGCAAGUACCUCGCCAAGCGGUGCGAGAGCGUCCUCGAGAAGCACUACGCCACAUUUGUGACAGAGGAGACCUUCAAGGAGAUCCGAGAUGCCGGGCUCGACCACGUCCGCAUCCCCUUCUCCUACUGGGCCGUAGAGGUCUACGACGGCGAUCCCUACCUCUUCCGCACCUCAUGGCGCUACCUUCUCCGAGCAAUCGAGUGGUGCCGCCGCUACGGCCUGCGCGUCAACCUCGACGUACACGGCCUCCCCGGCAGCCAGAAUGGUUGGAACCACAGCGGCCGGCUCGGCCCCAUCAACUGGCUAAACGGCACCGACGGCGCCCUUUGGGGGAAACGCUCCCUCGAGCUCCACGACAGCCUCUCCAAAUUCUUCGCCCAGCCGCGCUACAAGAACAUCAUCAGCCACUACGGCCUCGCCAACGAACCCAAGAUGACCUUCCUCGACUCGCAGGAGGUCCUACAGUGGACGACGGAGGCGCACGAGCUCGUGCGCAAGAACGGCGUGUCGGACGCCAUCGUGGUCUUCGGCGACGGCUUCCGCGGCCUGCACAACUGGCAGGGCGAGCUGCAGGGGCUGGACAACGCGGCGCUGGACGUGCACCAGUACGUCAUCUUCAACACGGGCCAGAUCGUCUACAACCACACAACCAAGGUACGCUACGCGUGCGAGGGCUGGACCGAGCAGACCCGCCAGAGCAUGGACCGCGACACCGGGUUCGGCCCCACCCUCGUCGCCGAGUGGUCCCAGGCCGACACCGACUGCGCCCGCCACCUGACCAACGUCGGCUGGGGGAACCGCUGGACCGGCUCGCUCAUAACCCCCGACGGCACCGGCGACGUCACCACGCCGCGCUGCCCGGCACAGGAUACCUCGUGCAGCUGUGAGGAGGCCAACGCGCCGUCCAGCGAGUGGAGUGACUCGUACAAGCAGUUCUUGAAGAUGUUUGCCGAGGCGCAGAUGUCGAGUUUCGAGAAGGGCUGGGGGUGGUUUUACUGGGUUUGGGAUACUGAGGAUGCACCACAGUGGAGCUACAAAAAGGGGCUUGAGGCUGGUGUCCUGCCGGCCAAGGCCUACGAGAGGAGCUUUGACUGCGAUUUGUCAGACAUCCCCAGCUUCUCGGAUCUACCCGAGACCUACUAGUACAUACGCAGUAUAGAGAGGAUGGGGGGGGUAUUUUUGGAUUUGCUCGGCGUUUCGGAGUUGAAGCAUGUUUGGUUGUUUGAAGUUGGAUAGCAUCGUUGGUGAUCGCAUCCAAACUGGGCAUGUUCAUGAGUGGCUGAUACCGGGGGUGGAUGGUUGAUUUACUAUGUAGUUAGAACACGAGGGAGCACAUCAAAUCAGUAUUUUGGAUAUAUAGUUGGGGGUCAAGCACAAGUAGAGUGUACAUAUGCACAAA